UUAAAAUAUAAAUAUGAAAGUGUGUGGUUAAACCUGUUGUGUACGUUUGAAAGUAAAUUCACUAUUAAAUGAAAUUUAAGCACAAAAUUAAAAAAAAAGUCAAUUACUGGAUAAAUAUCUUUGUUACGCAACAUAAAAAAGGAAGUAAAAAAGAGUUAAAAGAAACACAGUGGUGGGGCUUUUUUGGAACGCAUUUUUUUUUUUUUUUUUUUAUCUCGGUUGUAUAGAAGUUAUUAAAGAAAACAAUCAAUUCAAAAAUUUGUUCCUCACCAAGAAAAUGGUAUUGGAACAAAAUUCUAAACAAGAUUUUCAAAUAAUAUGUGAUGAUAAAUGGAUUGGUAAAAGAAAAGCUACAACUAUUGCAUUUUCUGUUCAGAGUGUCAUCCUGGGAAUAGAAUACACGCUAACAUUUUUAACUCUGUGGUUGUACAUUAAAGAAAUGAUAAACACAAACUCUCCAAAAUUUUAUUACGCCUUGGUGUCCAUAUCAUAUUUGCUUUCAUCGACAUUGUUUACUCCUAUUAUUGGUAGAAUUGUUGAUAAAACUCGUCAUGUUCGUUUAACAUUUUUAAUAUGCAAUUUAUGCUUGGUUAUUGGAAAUCUUCUAUACAGCUUUCAUUUCUCUCCGUGGUUUCUAGUUGCCGGAAGAUUUAUAUCUGGAUGCGCUGGUUUAAGAUCUGUUAUGUGCGGAGAAAUAGUUCGCAGUUAUCCGUCUGACGAAACAAGUUACAAUCUAGCAUUGUUAUCAGUUACAUAUAAUGCUGGAUUUAUUUUGGGUCCUGGUGUUAACUUUCUGUUUACUUAUAUUGAUUUUCACAUAGGAUUAUGGCAUUUAAAUACUUAUAAUUUUAAUGGACUUUUUAUGGCUUUUUUGAGCGCAAUAAUGUUAUUUUUGAGUGUGACUAUGGUUCACGAUUUAUCAAAAGAAUUUGACUUAAAAGCACAUGAAGAAAAAAACAGUCAAAAACUUCAUUUGCAAAAAGCAAUUAUCCAAUCAAACAACAGUUCAGAUUCUUUCAAUGAGACUGUACCAUUGGUUGAUUAUAUGAAACAAGAUAAGCACAUGAAUGGAAGGUCUUCUUCAUCUUACAUUAACAUAUUUAAGUUGCUAAAACUUUUAUUCACCUCAAUAGAUGCUGCUUUGCUUCUAUUUUGCACAUUUUUUGUUAUGCUUUUUCUUGUCACAUUUGAUAUGUGGCUGCCAAUACUUAUAAUUGAUACACUUCAUCUAUCAAUUCUAGAAUUAAAUAUUUGCGUUUUUGGAACAGGAGCAACAAGUGUUGCCAUUUUGUUUCUGUAUAUGUGGAAACCCGUUUCUGAAAAUAAACUAUUUGUUGCUGUAGUUAUGGGUUUGUUUGGUCUUUGUUUAGUUGACGCCAGUUUUAUUUUUCUAAAACAUGCUAACAUCAAACUACUUAAUAUACUUUUAGGCGUUUUAUAUAUGAUUUGUUUUGCUGGAGCAGGAAUUAUCCCAGAUGUGUACCUUACAGACACGUUAGCAAAGCUUGUGAAUUCUAAUGUACAAACGUUCGUUGACGGGAUUCGUAAUUCAAUGUAUUCCGCAGGAUGUUUGUUAGCUUUAGCAAGUGCUGCUUAUACCUUUGAAUAUGUAGAAAUAUUUUCCGCAAUUUAUAUAGUGUUAACUUUGUUGUGUGUUUACUUUCUUAUUGUAAGGAAAAAACACUUGUUAAAACCAAAGUUAAUCUUUUAAACGUCAGAAAGUUUCCGAAUUCAUAUUUUAACAUUAGACACUGCUUGUAUAUAAAUAUAAAAUCUUAAAAUGAAAAUUUGUAUUAUUUUUACUUAAAACACCUACUUAA
Messenger RNA from Hydra vulgaris (swiftwater hydra), 1820 nucleotides. RefSeq lists its product as uncharacterized. NCBI's taxonomy places the organism in Eukaryota, Metazoa, Cnidaria, Hydrozoa, Anthoathecata, Hydridae. Gene Ontology annotation, molecular function: transmembrane transporter activity. Gene Ontology annotation, biological process: transmembrane transport. The record is from RefSeq and is a predicted model, not a curated record.